AUGGCGGAGGAAAAAAGGCAGAUAGGAGACUCAUGGGAGGACCUGACUAUACCUGACAUCAGCCCAGAACCAUAUGUAAAAGUUGGAGCUGAGCCGAAUGAUGGGGCAGAAGAAGAAAGCUCCUCAGACAAGGUGGAGAAAUGUAGCCCAAACCUCCUCCAAAUGCUGAGGGCUGCUGAGAGCAGAUGGCCGACUCAGAGUAAGGACAGAGACAAGACAGAGGGAUCUGAGACCAGGGAGAUGAUUACUGAGGCUCUGAAAACUAACAUGCAAAUACAACUGAAUGACCCAAAGCAAGAGUUCAACAAACGUCCCACCAAGGCCCUUCCUCGCUCUUUGUCUCGGUCCAUGUCACAGUCAUCUAAUGACAGCCUGAAUUCAGCGGUGAGCAGCGACAACUCUGAGGGCGAGCUGUCUCCUCAAGACAAGCUGCAGAAGAACUCAAAAGGCCUGUCUGAUUUCUGCAUCAAAAACAUCAAACAAGCAGAAUUUGGACGCAGGGAAAUAGAGAUCGCACAGCAAGAAAUGCCCGGGCUGAUGAUUCUGAGGAAAAGAGCGGGUGGGGAGAAGCCUCUGGCUGGAGCCAAAGUGGUGGGAUGUACACACAUCACUGCACAAACAGCGGUGUUGAUUGAGACCCUGGUUGCUUUGGGGGCUCAGUGCCGCUGGGCAGCCUGUAACAUUUUCUCCACCCAAAAUGCUGUGGCUGCUGCCCUGGCUGAAGCAGGAAUCCCGGUGUUCGCAUGGAGAGGAGAAUCAGAGGACGACUUCUGGUGGUGCAUAGACAAAUGUGCUGCAGCGGACACCUGGGAGCCCAACUUGAUUCUGGAUGAUGGUGGUGACUUGACCCACUGGCUCUACAGGAAAUACCCAAGCCUGUCCAAGAAGAUCAAAGGCGUUGUGGAGGAAAGCGUGACGGGCGUCUAUCGGUUGUACCAGCUUUCCAAAAUGGGCAAACUGUGCAUUCCUGCCAUCAACGUAAACGACUCUGUGACCAAGCAGAAGUUUGACAACCUUUACUGCUGCAAGGAGUCCAUACUGGAUGGUUUAAAGAGAACUACAAACGUCAUGUUCGGAGGAAAACAAGUGGUUGUGUGCGGAUAUGGAGAAGUUGGUAAAGGCUGCUGCGCUGCUCUGAAAGCACUGGGCGCCAUUGUAUAUGUCACAGAAGUGGAUCCUAUCUGUGCCCUCCAGGCCUGCAUGGAUGGCUUCAGAGUGCUCACUCUGGGUGAAGUGGUCAGACAGGUGGACAUUGUCAUCACCUGCACAGGCAACAGGAACGUGGUGGAGAGGGAACAUUUCGACCGGAUGAAAAGCGGCUGCAUGAUCUGCAACAUGGGGCACACCAACACUGAGAUCGACUUGGCUAGUCUGCGGACGGCGGAGCUGGAGUGGCAGCACUUAAGACCUCAUGUGGACCAGGUUGUCUGGCCGGAUGGAAAGAGAGUCAUCCUGCUGGCUGAGGGUCGUUUGUUAAAUCUCAGCUGCUCCACUGUGCCCUCUUUUGUCCUCUCCAUUACAGCCACAACUCAGGCCUUGGCUCUUAUAGAGCUGUACAACGCUCCACAAGGGAGAUACAAAAAGGACGUCUACUUGCUGCCAAAGAAGAUGGAUGAGUAUGUUGCCAAUCUUCACCUACCAAUAUUUGAGGCUCACCUCACAGAGCUGACGGACGAUCAGGCCAAAUACCUGGGCGUCAGUAAAUACGGCCCCUUCAAACCCAAUUGUUACAGGUACUGAUCUUUUUCCUCGAGCUAAUCUGGAGUCCCAUCAGUCCUGCAGACAGACCUCUGCUGCCCUCUGUGGUCUGAGGCUCACCAGCUGUUGUGGAAUGAGGACGCAGGUUUUUCUUGGGUGCUUUGGCUCUUGUAAAUGUGCUCGCAUCUGUUUUAUAUGUUAACACUGAUACAGGUCAGAAACUUCCACAGAAUCCAGAAUGUGAUUUCAACUCCAGUCUGGAAUGAAUCCUAAAGGGUUCAAGGAAGAGAAACAGGGGAAACUGCACACACUACACACUAGGGGGCGUUAGAUGGCUGUUGUUUCCGGGAGAUUUUUGCUGGUAAUACACUAGUUAUUUUCUCUGUCCACUUAAAAUGAAUAUAGACCUCUAGAGCCCACAAAAUAGCUACUGAAAGUCCACUGAAAACAUCCAAUUAUGAUUUAGGGAAAAUCACUGAACAUGUAUGUGUGUAUUAAUAAUAUUUACUCUGAGGGAAAGCAUAGUUUUAUUUUGAUUAAACUAAAUUAAGUCAACCAAAUUUUGGGUAUUUCAAUGAAGUUACAACAUUUUUAAGGUUAGGAUUCUGUGUGUUGUUUUUCCGUAUUUUUUUCCAGU
Menidia menidia (Atlantic silverside) is the source of this 2335-nucleotide messenger RNA. The record is from the annotation of a GenBank genome assembly. NCBI's taxonomy places the organism in Eukaryota, Metazoa, Chordata, Actinopteri, Atheriniformes, Atherinopsidae.